Molecule: messenger RNA, 1191 nt
Organism: Microthlaspi erraticum
Lineage: Eukaryota; Viridiplantae; Streptophyta; Magnoliopsida; Brassicales; Brassicaceae
Source: the annotation of a GenBank genome assembly
AUGAAUCGUCGCCUCGACGAGGUCGAUUCGAAAGUUCAUCGCGCCACCAGCUCAGCUCCGGAAUUGACGAAAGCACUCGCCGAUACCCGAAGAAGCCCGCUCACCCGCAGGCUCCGCCAGAUUGAACUACACGAAAGAGUUCGACUCAAAAUCGACUCUUACACCGGCGAAGAAGACCCCAAGAAGUGGCUAACCGCGUUCAACCUCGCCAUGAGGAGGGAGAAAUACAAAUCUUACGAUGAAAGGGAGGCCAACUACUGUCAAGUAUUCGUCGAGCACAUGGCGAAAGAUGCCUUGACCUGGUUCUCUAACCUCCCCGCCGAGUCGAUCGAUAACUUCGACGACCUAACCAAUGCUUUUCUGAAGCAUUACUCCAUGCACAUGACCCGAAUCACUCGGAACAUGUUCACCACAACGCAAACCCAAGGCGAACCAUUGCGCAGCUUUAUGGAAAGGUUCAAACAAGCAGCUCGCGAUACUGGCGACAUGCCCGAUAGCGUCCCGCUGGAAGCACUCCGCAACGGCCUCUGGUACGACUCCAAGUUUAAGGAGGAUUUGUCACUAAAACCCCCUGCGACUCUGGAGGACGCGUUCCACCGCUCUCGGAACUACAUCUUCCUCGAGGAAGACCAGCGCUUCUACGCCGAGAAACAUGGAGAUAGGAGGGCAACCUCGUCGAAACCCAGAGAGAACCCAUGGAGGCACGAAGAAGACACGAUCCGAAGAGGUCUCUCCUCACAGCGUUCGCAGCAGCCGACGACGAGUCCGAGCAAGAACACGCAGCGGCCGUUUCGAUGCCACAAGACAUCAACUCGCUCGGAGAUGACAACGAUACCAAAGCUUUCUGCAAGUCCCAAGGAAAAAGCUUCCCGCCGAGACCACCAAAAUCUGGGCAAGGAGAAGCGCGGACGACAACCCCGUCCGAGGAAGGAUGCAGAAAAGGCGGAAGCCCCGCUUGGGAAAAGGAAUCGUGAUGACCACGACGACCUACCUCCACCACCGAAGCGACAAGUCAGCAUGAUCAUGGGAGGCCUCCUGGAUAACGACGAUUCCAUAUCGGCGAUCAAGGAAUACGAACGAAAGGCCGUCGCGGCACAACGCUACCCGUAUAUCCAUAAAGGGAUCCCUACAUCUCCUUUACGGAUAAGGAUGCAAGCGGGCUGGACAUCCCUCACCUCGACCCACUCGUAA